This is a messenger RNA of Fulmarus glacialis (Northern fulmar), 1321 nucleotides long. RefSeq names its product non-specific lipid-transfer protein-like. Lineage: Eukaryota; Metazoa; Chordata; Aves; Procellariiformes; Procellariidae. Gene Ontology annotation, cellular component: cytosol. The record is from RefSeq and is a predicted model, not a curated record. The transcript has 6 exons. Bases 73 to 504 code for a protein of 143 amino acids.
GUUCCCGGGGCAAAGGUCGCGCUGCAGCACAACCUGGGCCUCGGCGGGGCCGUGGUGGUGACCCUCUACGGCAUGGGCUUCCCCGGAGCCGCCAGCGCCUUCCUCACCGGCCGUAUUGCGGCUGUGCCUCUCAGUGCAGCUGUUGAUGGAUUUAAGUCACAUUUGGUCUUCAAAGAGAUUGAAAAGAAGCUCCAAGAGGAAGGAGAACAAUUUGUCAAGAAAAUUGGUGGAGUCUUUGCCUUCAAAAUAAAAGAUGGUCCUGAUGGGAAAGAAGCAACUUGGAUAGUGGAUGUGAAAAAUGGCAAAGGCUCUGUAGCAGUUAAUUCAGAUAAGAAGGCGGAUUGUACAAUUACAAUGGCUGACACUGAUCUGUUAGCUCUCAUGACUGGCAAAAUGAAUCCUCAGACAGCAUUCUUUCAAGGCAAAUUGAAGAUUUCUGGGAACAUGGGCAUGGCAAUGAAACUCCAGAAUCUACAACUUCAGCCAGGCAAAGCUAAACUUUGAGCUCAUUAGAGUAAACAGUCAGUACUUGAUAUUCUUGACAAAAAAGUAGAAUGAAACUAGACAUUACCAAUAAUAUGGCGCAGGCUGGGUUUGAUUGGACCUCUCUCAAGUAAAUUCUGUGGUUAGAGACCUUAAUUUUCUUAAUAAAUUCCAUCAGAUUGUCUGUGGCAAAGAUUUUUAGGCUAAGCUUGAGGCACUAACUCUUGCAAAUGGUAUACGGUGGGUAUUUGUUACAAUUUUUGUUUUAAUCAAUAUGAAAAAUUUUAUAAAACAUAGAGUUGAAUGAGGCUGCUUACUGUUGUUCAGGUUAGUUGGAAAGAGAGUGAGGAGGAUUAUAAAUAGUUUGACAUAUCAAUUAAAUUAGUUGCAUUUUUUUAAAAGCUGUAAUAGCAGGUCAUACAAAUGCUUUCAGACUUCCAUUCUAACAAAUUUGCUGCUGCUUAAAUUAAAAUGGUCUUAUAAAGGGGAUCUCUAACAACAUUUUUUUUUAGAAUAGGCUUUAGGAAUUUGCUAUAAAAUACUUUUCUUAUUACUACUUUGGAAUUAAAAAAUAAACAAAACAUCCAGAAGUAAGUAGGAACUAGAAACGUUGCUUUCAAAUUCACAGGAUUUGAUAAUACUUCACCUUGAAAAAAGAUUAGGUUUGCCAGGAGAGCAGAGAGGGAGUAUGACCAACAUUUUACCUGUUUUCUCCUGAGAAAAUCUGGUGUUGAUCAUUAUGAAACUCUUAUCAGUAAUGUAAAAGCUUUAACUUCUGUUUUGGGAAAAUGUAUUCUGGCUGGAAGUUUAAUAGAAAAUUAAAUACACUUUUCCUGUU